Molecule: messenger RNA, 939 nt
Organism: Naegleria fowleri
Lineage: Eukaryota; Heterolobosea; Eutetramitea; Acrasida; Naegleriidae
Exons: 1
Coding region: 1-939 (312 amino acids)
Source: RefSeq, a predicted model, not a curated record
AUGAGUAGUAGUACCCAACAACAACAACAUAAACCACCAGUCAUUCUCGUCGUGGGAGGAAGUGGAAAAGUUGGUUCCGAAUUGGUUUCGAGUCUUCUCGAUCGAAAUGCUCGAGUUCGAAUUCUCGUUCGAAACAUUGAGAAUGCAAAAUCCAAGUUUGGAGACAAGGUCGAGUAUGCAGCUGGCGAUGUCUCUCAAGAUCUCGAUCGUUUAGAUCCAAGUGCCUUUCAACAGAUUGAACGUUUAUUUAUCCUUGUUCCAAACAAUCCACAACAAGUUUCACAAGAAUUGAAUGUGUUGAAAAAAGUCCUUCAACAAAGUUCAACCACAUUGCGACAAGUGGUGAAAUUGAGUGUAUUGAAUGCAGAUGCGAGUCGACCUCUUGGAGAUUUACAACGUUUACAUGGACAAAUUGAGAAUCGAAUUGAGGAUUAUUUGAAUGAAAAGGCACCGCAUGUGCAUUUCACCGUGUUGAGACCCAAUAACUUUAUGCAAAAUUUGUUGGCUGAAGCGAGUGGAAUUCAAAAACAAGGUGUCUUGUAUCGUCCAAAGGCAGAGCCGUUCGAAUAUCGUGUGUCCUUUAUUGAUACUCGAGAUAUUGGAGAGGCAGCUGCAACUGUGUUGACACAAGAUCCUCAGAAGCAUUCAGGACGUGCCUAUGAGUUAACUGGACCAGAGGCAUUGAGUUGGGAAGAAAUGGUUCAAAAAGUGUCUCAAGUAUCAAAUCAUAAGGUGGAAGUGGUCUAUGUGGAUGAUGCUGAAUUUUACAAUGCCUUGACAUUCUUGCCAGAGUUUUAUCGAUUUUAUUUUGUCAAGUUGAUGCAGACCUAUCGUGUGGAGAGACGUUCAGGAAUCAUUGCUGGUGAUUACAAGUUGAUCACGGGAAAGGAAGCGAGAAGAUAUGAUGACUUUUUGAAAGAGAAUGCUUCAAGUUUUUAA